Messenger RNA from Tinamus guttatus (white-throated tinamou), 2480 nucleotides. Lineage: Eukaryota; Metazoa; Chordata; Aves; Tinamiformes; Tinamidae. The record is from RefSeq and is a predicted model, not a curated record.
AUUUUCCAAACACUGAUGCUUGUUUUGAAUGUGACUUCUCUCAAGAUUCUUUGCAUUCCACCUUUCUUUGUGAAUUUUUAUACAAAGUUUCUUCUAAUACUGCUAAGCUUCUUACAGAGAAGAGAUUAAAAGAAGAUUGCAACAGAAGAUGGUGCACUUUGGAAAGUGGCUUUCUAAGCUACUAUGAAAAUGAUAAAGCUACCACUCCGAAUGGAAUGAUUGACAUCAGUGAAGUCAUCUGUCUUGUAGUGCACAAGACGGACUUCUUUUUAAAUAGAGGGGACAUCUUUACCUUUGAAAUCUACUUAAUGUCAGAACGUGUUUUUCUGUUUGGAGCUGAAACUGCAUAUUCACAAAGAAAAUGGACUUGGGCAAUAGCUAAGCAUUUUGUCCCGCCUGUGGCUGGAUGCUUAUUGGAGAGGGACUGUGAUCUGGUUGGGCAGCUGUUCUUCAAGGACUGCCAUACCCUGGAGCAGUGGCGAAAGGGCUGGUUUGCUCUAGACAAGUCAAGCCUGCAUUUCUGUUGUGAAAUGGAGAAUGCUCAAGAAGACUCAAUAUAUUUAAGGAGGCUUCAAGAACUAACAAUCAGUAGUGUGAUGCAAAAUGGAGAAAAAAUAGAUGUCCUGCUGCUUGUUGAGAAGGGAAGAACAUUGUAUAUCCAUGGUCAUACGAAGCUGGAUUUCAUGGUUUGGUAUACUGCAAUCGAAAAAGCAGCAGGUACAGAUGGCAAUGCCUUACAAGAUCAGCAGCUCAGCAAAAAUGAUGUUCCUAUUAUAGUGAACAGCUGUAUAGCAUUUGUUACACAGUAUGGUUUAGGUAGCAAAGAGAUCUAUCUCAAGAAUGGCAAUUCCUCCAAUGUGGCUGAACUGCUCGAAAACUUCAAAAAAGAUGCAAGAAGUGUUAAACUAAGAGCUGGAAAACAUCAGCUUGAAGAUGUGACUGAUGUACUGAAGAGUUUUCUUUCUCAAAUAGAUGAUGCACUUCUCACUAAAGAACUUUACCCCUUCUGGAUCUCUGCAUUAGACACACAGAAUGAAAAGGAACGUGUGAGGAAGUAUGGAGCUUUUAUUCGAUCCCUUCCAUCGGUCAAUAGAGCAACUUUGGCAGCUUUAAUUGAACACCUUUACAGGGUGCAGAAAUGUUCUGAAAUCAAUCAGAUGAACCCUCACAAACUAGCCAUGGUGUUUUCCUCAUGCUUAUUUCAGACUAAAGGCCAGACUAGUGAAGAAGUCAAUGUAAUUGAAGAUCUAAUUAAAAAUUAUGUACAACUUUUUGAUAUUAAUGAAGACCAGGUCAAACAAAUGGAUAUAGAGAACAGCUUCAUUACCAGGUGGAAAGACACUCAGGUUUCCCAGGCUGGAGAUUUGCUUGUUGAAGUUUACGUGGAAAGAAAAGAGCCAGACUGCAGUAUUAUAAUCCGGGUAUCUCCUUUGAUGGAAGCAGAAGAAUUAACUAAUGAUGUUUUAGGAAUCAAAAAUAUCACUCCUAACAAAGAUGAUAUCUGGGUUGCAUUUGAAGUACUUGAAAAUGGAGAACUAGAACGUCCUCUGCAUUAUACAGAGAACGUGCUAGAACAGGUUCUUCACUGGAGUUCACUAUCGGAGCCUGGGACCGCCUAUCUAAUAAUAAAGAGAUUCCUCACAGCAGACAUGAUAAAACUCUAUACUGAGAAAAACAUGAAAGUUAGUAUGAAAGAAGGCUAUCUAAAGUACAAAGAAGAACCAUCAAAGCUACUGUCUGGAAACAAAUUUCAAGAGCGGUAUUUUGUGCUACGGGAAGGAAACUUGCUCCUUUACAAGGAUAUGAAGGCCAGCAAACCUGAGAAAGUGUUGCCUGUCAAUUCCUUGAAGCUUUAUCUUGGAGUGAAAAAGAAAAUGAAGCCACCAACAAAUUGGGGUCUUGCAAUAUUUUCUGAAAAGCACCAGUGGCAUAUCUGUUUUGAUGGACAGGAUGCACAGAUGGAGUGGCUGAUCAGUAUUUUGACUGCACAGCAUGCAGAUAUAUGGCCACCUGCUGGAAAAGCAAGAAAACAGUCUAUAACUAAAAGUCCAAAGAUUGGAGGUUUGCCAUUAAUUCCCAUUCAACAAGAGAAGAGUGCCUGUAAAAUUGGAGAGAGUACAGAGAAUAUAGGAUUGGAAUCUAGGAAACCAAAACUUGUUGAGCAUCAUGAGGAUGACUUACUGGAAGAAAGAAAAAACUUGAAAGAAAAAGCAUCUAUUGUGGCACAGUGUUUGGAACGCAAGGAGGAAGAAGUGCAAAAUCAAGCAAAGAAACAUCGGAGCUUGACCUAUGUGGAAGACAGAGGUGUAGGUAGGACUGAUCAAAGACCACGUAAGGAAGCAAAAACACUGAAGAAAAAUAAGAGCAAAGCAAACAAGACUACUUUGGAUAUGGAUAACAAAUUGCCAUCAAAUGUGAUUCAGGAAUUAAAUAUGGUGUUGCAGAGAAACAGAGCACUUCAUGAUGAAAGCUCCAGCUGA